CCAACCACUGACAGUUAUUGUUAACCUAUGCAUGUGAUUAUCGCGAUUCCACCCCAAUUUUCAUAUCAUAUAUUUUAAACAAUGACAAUUCACGUUGUGUGCGUGAGUUAGCAACCCCACUUUACCACGGAACACCCCUCAGCAACACAGUUACCAUGUAAAAACUAACCUAAAAUUUUGAAAAUUUUAAUGGGAAUCUCUUCGCGCCCCAAUGAAGAAUAAAAAUUUUAUCCGAUUUCUAUUCGGUAUUAUAAUCGUCAGUUUAUUUUUGAUAAUAUUCAGGCAGCACAAGCCCGAGACAAUCCAAAAUAUUGUCUCUACAACACAUCAACAAAUCCAAAAUUUUAAGGACACGUUUCGGGAUGCGGACACCAAAGCGCUUGUUGCUGAUGAAAAAUAUUUAAAUUUGUUGGGGUUUACGGAUAGUCCAAGGUUGUAUCCUAAUGACAUUUGGAGGAAUACUUCACUGCCAGUGAUCGUGACGUAUGUGAUGGAAGGCCAGGAGAGUCAAGCAGUGGGAUUAAUUAAUAACAUCGGAAGGGUGCUACCAAAUAAUACUAUUUUGGUGUAUAAUUUGGGGCUGGGUAAUUACGGAUUAAAAACGCUUUUAAAUUAUUGCAACAACAGUAGGUGUCAGUCGUUGAGCUUCAGUCUGUCAGAAUUUCCAUCACAUGUGGAUGAAGAGAGCAUACGGGCUUAUAGACCUUUAGUAAUUCAGGAUGCUCUUCAACGCACCGGCGCCAUCCUUUUCCUCGAGUGCAGCUACCGCUUCUCCCGCCACCUCACCCACGACCUCAUAAUGGACCUCUUCGAGCGUCGGGCGAAGUCCCACGGGAUCCUCACUUGGCCCAUGUCACUCAGGAACCCCGUUUCCAGCCUGACGCACAAGAAGAUGUUUCAGUACUUCCACACCGACGCCGAAAAUUUCCUCUUCUUGCAGAUGAUCAACGCCGACAUCUUGCUCAUCGUCAACACGAAAUCGGUGCACAACGACAUCAUGCUACCUUGGGUCAAGUGCGCGCUCACUCAAGACUGUAUAGUGCCCAUUGGGGCGCAGUCGGCCGGGUGCCGCUUCGACAAGAAGCCGCAGUACAGAUACACCGGGUGCCAUAGUUACGAUACGUCAGCGCUCAAUAUAGUUCUAGGACUGAAAUUUAAUAUGGACGGCAGUCAGUACAUGUACAGUGACGGAGAGAAGCUGUUCGAGACGGUGGAGUUGAGCAAAGCGGAGGCUUUGCUGAGGGAGUUCGAGCAGAAUAUUACCACGGAGGGCAGGUUUCUGUCUUUUGAUACGUAAUCGAGAUAAUGUAUCGGACCAAAUUCUGUGUGAUAAUAAUGUAAAACGUCAAAGUUAUUCCUUUUCGAAACCAAAUAUGCCAAGCACUUGUUGAUAGGAGGAUCUGGACAGGGCGAACCUGUCGUCGUUUGUUUCGUUUUUUUUUUAUUUUGUUCAAUGUUUUUAAAGCAUCUUCCUUGUCGAUAGUGGCAAUUGUACAUAAAGACAGGCUAUGUCAAGUCACAUACGUUUCAUUUUUGUACCGCUGAUAGUUUGUAAAUAGUUAUUUAUUUUUUGUUGUAACUGAAAUGCUUAUUUAAGAAAUAAAAUUAUCCGAAUUUA
This is a messenger RNA of Zophobas morio, 1618 nucleotides long. RefSeq lists its product as uncharacterized. NCBI's taxonomy places the organism in Eukaryota, Metazoa, Arthropoda, Insecta, Coleoptera, Tenebrionidae. The record is from RefSeq and is a predicted model, not a curated record. The transcript is spliced from 4 exons. The coding region runs from base 212 to 1297 and encodes 361 amino acids.